AAAAAUCCAUGCCAGAGUUAGAGAAUGAGAAUGACAUUUUCGAGAAUAUAGGAACCAAAAUGUAAAACAAACUAAACAUUAAGGGUUUAAAAAUACUUUUUCUCCUCCCUGCUGACCAAAUUGUACAGAGGAGAAAGAACAGGUAAAACAGAAACAAAAUAAAAUGAUGCCACAAAGCUCAAUCCAACACACUGACGCUGGACAUUUCUUCCAGACCAUCAAUGGCCUUCAGCAACUCGCCGAAACUCGUCGUUUUAAGGCAUGGCUACUGGACCAAUUUGGAGUACUUCACGAUGGAAAACAAUCUUACCCUGGUGCCAUUUCCACUUUAAAAAAGAUUGCAAGUAGUGGUGCAAGAAUGGUUAUUAUUAGUAAUUCUUCGCGUCGGGCUUCUGUUACUAUGGAUAAAAUGAAGAGUCUUGGUUUUGAUACUUCUCUUUUUGUUGGUGCCAUUACCAGUGGGGAAUUGACCCAUCAAUUUUUAGAAAGGAGAGAUGAUGAUUGGUUUGCAGCACUAGGAAAAUCAUGCAUUCACAUGACCUGGGGUGACAGGGGCGCUAUAUCUCUCGAGGGUCUAGGUUUACGAAUUGUGGAAAAUGUUGAAGAAGCUGAGUUUAUUUUAGCUCAUGGUACUGAAGCUUUAGGACAGUCUUCUGGCGCUGCUUGUCCCAUGACUCUUGAAGAGCUUGAGAAAAUAUUGGAGCAUUGUGCUGGAAAAGGAAUUCCUAUGGUAGUAGCCAAUCCAGACUUUGUAACUGUUGAAGCUAGAAAUUUGCGAGUAAUGCCUGGUACGUUGGCUUCUAAAUAUGAGAAACUUGGGGGUGAAGUUAAAUGGAUGGGCAAGCCAGAUAAGAUAAUUUAUAAAUCGGCUAUGGCCAUGGCUGGUGUUGAUGCAGUUGAUUCUAUUGCUGUGGGGGACUCCCUUCACCAUGAUAUUAAAGGCGCGAAUGCAGCUGGAAUCCGGUCAGCAUUUAUAACCGGCGGGAUUCAUGCUACUGAACUUGGUCUUGGCAGUUUUGGAGAAGUUGCAGAUUUAUCUUCUGUAAAAGCACUUGCAUCCAAAUAUGAUGCUUAUCCAUCGUAUAUAUUACCAUCAUUCACAUGGUAGAAACUAGGAGCGUGCAUUUGGUACAAAUCAAACCGAAUUUGUAAGGAUUUAAAUAUUUUAAACCGGUUCAGUUGAUUUUCAUUUUGGUUUGGUUUGAACCAAAAAGAAACUGAUCUUUUUUUUUCAAACAGAAGCAAACUGAGAUAUUUCUUAAUAUGUCGAAUCAAAUUCAGUUUUGUCUUUU
Messenger RNA from Mercurialis annua (annual mercury), 1292 nucleotides. RefSeq lists its product as uncharacterized. Gene Ontology annotation, cellular component: chloroplast. Lineage: Eukaryota; Viridiplantae; Streptophyta; Magnoliopsida; Malpighiales; Euphorbiaceae. The transcript has 7 exons. Gene Ontology annotation, molecular function: phosphatase activity. The record is from RefSeq and is a predicted model, not a curated record. The coding region runs from base 164 to 1108 and encodes 314 amino acids.